Parastagonospora nodorum SN15 is the source of this 1362-nucleotide messenger RNA. RefSeq lists its product as hypothetical. Bases 1 to 1362 code for a protein of 453 amino acids. NCBI's taxonomy places the organism in Eukaryota, Fungi, Ascomycota, Dothideomycetes, Pleosporales, Phaeosphaeriaceae. The transcript is spliced from 2 exons. The record is from RefSeq and is a predicted model, not a curated record.
AUGCUUGCAUCCAGAAAGCGGCCCACGCCGCUGCUAUGCACCCUCACGCUCAUUCUGAUUGUACUCUUCUACCACAGCAACAAUGCAAACUCGAUAUAUCAGCACUGGUCGACCACCGUCGACUCGCGGCCUGUCCAGAUCCCGGCAAACAGCACCCUAGGUUUUGGUGCAGUCGUUGUCAUCUCGAAAGAAGGUUCGGACCGGCGCCAUGCCCUGCUCCAGUCAGCAAACGUCACCGACGUAAACCUUACCAUACCGAAGCAGCCUGCGUGGACCGAAGGCGACUUGCAGAGGUUCAUCAACGGUCAAGAGGAUGCUCAGCGAGGCUCGAUUCUAGCGUGGUUGGGCCAUCGCAAUGCCCUUCAAUGGUUCCUCGACUCUGGCCUGGAGACUGCCCUCGUCCUGGAAGACGAUGUCGACUGGGACAUUCGGCUGCGCAGCGUCCAGAUCCCUCUCGCGGCCAGUGCCGUGCGACAACUCUUACCAGCACCACCAGCUCCACGCUCUUUCCGUUUCGGCCACCAUGCCAAGAACGAUACGAACUACUGGGGCGACCACAAGGACUGGGACCUACUCUACCUAGGCCACUGCGGCGACUACUUUGAGGAAGUCACUGAACAAGGACCGCGACUCGACAAGCACUACAACCUGACCAAUAUGCCACACAUCCAGUACAGAGACCCCACACUACCUCCCCCAUCGGACUUGCAUCCAUUUACGCAAACACUGUUUGACACGAUGAGCAUACCUGCGCAUACUAGAGUCAUCCACCGUUCCAAGUUCCCACUCUGCUCUUUUGGAUAUGCUCUCACACGCCCUGCCGCCCAGCGACUACUGGAUGACCUUGCACCCCCGAAACUUACAAAGGGUGGACCCCGAGCAUUCGAUGUAGCCCUCCUGAACUCCUGCCGGAAAGGAGCAAAGACGCCUUCGCCAACACCAGCGCAAGGCAACCCAGUACCCCACCCCAAUCCCGAGCUACGACACAAGUACGCGAGCCCCGGACUGCGCUGCUGGACACUCAACUCAGAACUUUUCCACCAUAUGCCUGGCCCCAGUCUAAUCGACGAGAUCGGCACUGAAUCAGGCGAAGGACCUGGCGUUCCGCCUGUCGACCUCGCCGGCCAGGCACAAGUUGUUUACCGCAAUGAGACCACAAACAUCGACUGCGGCUUUUGGAGUGGCGCAUUUGGCUUCGAUGAAGACGACACGGAACGCCUGCGAUUCCUCCAGGAGCACGUUGGACGAAGAGGCAAAUGCCUAAAAGAUGACCGCGAGGAAGACGAAGUCGACGCGAUCCAGGCAAUUGAGGAGACCACCACACAAAAACCCAUGUUCCGACACACAACACGCUCAAUAUGA